Molecule: messenger RNA, 3840 nt
Organism: Sphaerodactylus townsendi
Lineage: Eukaryota; Metazoa; Chordata; Lepidosauria; Squamata; Sphaerodactylidae
Product: cytoskeleton-associated protein 5-like
Exons: 1
Coding region: 1-3840 (1279 amino acids)
Biological process (GO): microtubule polymerization; mitotic spindle organization; centrosome duplication
Cellular component (GO): centrosome; kinetochore; microtubule plus-end
Molecular function (GO): microtubule plus end polymerase activity; microtubule plus-end binding
Source: RefSeq, a predicted model, not a curated record
AUGCUAGAUCCUAGGAACGUGCUUGAGAAGGAACUUUCAGAAGAAUCAUGUGAGCUGGAAGCAGCAGCUGUCCUUCCUGCCUCCUGCCUUCAAAAUCUGGGCAGCAGUAACUGGAAAGACCGUAUAUCUUGCCUGGAGGCAUUUGAGAAGACUGUGGAAAAGAUGGAGAAGAACCAGGUGCCCUGCCAGGCUUUGGUGAGGCUACUGGACAAAGAACCAGGGUGGGAAGAAACCAAACUCCAGGUGGUGCAGAAGAAGCUGCAGAUUGUCACCCUCAUUGCCCAAAAGGGGAACUUCUCCAAAACCACUGCUCAGUUUGUCCUGGAAAAUCUUGUGGACAAGAUUGGGGAUGUGAUCUGUGGCAACAACAGCAAGGAAGCCCUUACUGCAGUGGCAGAGGCAUGUGGCUUGCCUUGGACAGCAGAAAGGGUCUCAGAAGCAGCCUUUUCACGAGACUGUCCUAGAACCCAUUCAGAAACCCUCAACUGGUUGACCAGUUCCAUUCAAGAUUUUGGUUUUGAUGGCAUGGAAGCCAAAACCUUCAUCCAUUACAUGAAAUGUGCCUUGGUUGCGGUGCACCCAGAUGUGCGGACUUCUGCUUUCAAUCUCCUGGGGGUGAUGUAUUUGUAUGUAGGUGCUCCACUGAGAACUUUCUUUGAGGAUGAAAAGCCACUUCUGCUAUCUCAGAUUGAUGCAGAGUUUGAGAAGGUGAAAGGCAAGAGCCUACCCCCUCCUACUCGAGGCAGGUGUAAGUUCUGCAGGGAUACUGGGAAUGAGCAGCGAGGAGGAGAUGCUCAGCUCUGCAAGAGGACCUAUGCAGUUGACCUCAGCAAAAGGAUCUCCACAAUGUUGAUGCUGAAGAUGCAGGACCCAAGCUGGAAGAUCCGCAGGGAAGGUCUGGAGGAGCUCUCCAGGAUCCUCAGUGAGGUCAAAUCUAUCCAGCCCAACAUUGGGGAUCUCCCAUCAGCACUGAAGAACUGUUUGCAGGACUCCAAUAAAGCUAUUGUGAAGCAGACCCUUGUGAUUCUUCAGCAGCUUGCCAGGGCCAUGGGACCAGGCAUUAAAUACCACAUCAAGACUCUGGGCAUACCUCUCAUUGCUGUUUUCAGAGACAGCAAGAGCAAUGUGCGAGCUGUGGCCCUAAAAACUGUGGAAACUUGGGCUGAGCAGACAGGCAUGAAGGAAUGGCUGGAUGAAGAGGAUCUCUCUGUAGAUCUGAAGAAGGAGAAUUGUCCCCAAAAGCAAGGGAUCCUUGGCUGGCUGGCUGAAAAAUUGCCAAGCCCCAAUUCAGCCUCCACUGAACUAGUUCGCUGUUUGCCUCAUCUUUAUUUGUCUCUGGAAGACUGUCAUGAGGAAACACGCAAGGCAGCCCAUGAGGCGGUGCCUUUCUUCCUGCUUCAUCUAGGUUUUGAGAAGAUGACUGAAGUAGCUGGGAAACUGAAACCUGCUUCCAGAGAAAAAGUCUUGUUGAUGCUGGAGAACACCAAAUCUGAGUGGCCAACAAAGUCUGCUAUACAUCUUGGCAACCCUCUUUCCAAGUUACCACGAAGCAAGCCCUGGCCUAACUCAGCUUCUCCUCAACAGUGCAUCCCAGAUUCCUUCCUUGCUGAAAAUGUGGGGUCCACUGAACUCAACCAGGAAGCCAAAAAAGUAAAAGAAGGAACCAUCCCCAAAUCUAAGAAGAUGCUGGGUAUGAAGACAAAACAUGGCAUGAAGGAAGACAGCAGCAUGGUUGGUCCUGUUUUCAUGAUUGUUCCCAAAGCCAAAGAGCAAAGGAUGAAGGAUGAGAAGGGUCUGAAGGUACUGAGAUGGAACUUCAGCACCCCAAGUAGCAAGUAUGUAGAGCAACUCAAGGCUCAGAUGGGCAGUUGCCUGUCCAGCACACUGCAAGAGGAGCUGUUCCACUCCAACUUCCAGCAUCACAUCAAAGCUCUGGCCAUCAUGACAAAGCACUUGGAGGAGGAAAAAGAUGGAGUCAUCAGCUGCCUGGAUCUCAUCCUGAAAUGGCUGACUCUGAGACUGUUUGACACUAACACAUGGGUGUUGAUGAAAAGCUUGGAGUAUCUCAAAAGACUCUUUGAUCUAUUAAUUCAGGAGAACUAUCAGCUGACGGAGAAUGAGGCUUCUUCCUUUCUCCCCUACCUUCUGCUGAAAAUGGGGGCAACCAAGGAGUCUAUCCUCAAAGAGGUGCAGGCAAUAGUGAAGCAGACAAUCCUCAUCUACCCUGUCUCCAAGAUUUUCUGUUUCCUCCUAGAGGGAGCCAAGGGCAAGAACCCCAGCCAAAAGAUGGGGUGUUUGGAAGAGCUGGGGUGGUUGUUGAAGGAGUAUGGCCCACAUGUGUGCCAACCAAACCCAAGGAAAGCUCUGAAGACUAUCAUCAGCUUGACUGGGGAUUCCAACAACGCUGUCCACAGUGCUGCCUUGAGGGUCAUUGCAACUGCUAGAGAUGUGUAUGGGUCUGAAGUCUUCAAGGCCAUUGCAGGUAUAUCUGAGAAACAUAUGAAUUUAUUGGAGGACAGUAUAAGAGAGGAAGAACUAAGGCGCCUCAAAGAAGAAAAAGUGAGCACCCAGGUCUUCAACUUAAGUGUUAGGUUAGGAUCAGUAGAGAGCAGCAAACGAAGUUAUGGAAUCAGCAACCACCCUGAGGAAGAAUAUUUAGCUCCCCAACAGGACAGAACUCAGACCAAGAAUGAUAGUAGCAUAACUGUGUGCCAGAGUCCCAAAUGGAGUGACAAUGUUCCCAGCACUGUGUGCCAUGAAUCUCAGUCUGGGAGUAACAUCAAUAUGAUUAUUUGCCAUGUAGCCAGUGGCAACAUCAGCUCCAGCAUUAAGGCUCUAUCAGAGAUCCAAGAGAUUCUAAGGCAGGAGGACAAGGCAAAUGCCAUGUCUGGCCAUACCAACCAAUUCUUGAUAGCCACUCUCCGGCAGCUGACAUUCAUCCAACGGUUCCGCAUGGCAGCAGAAGAGGAGACAGAGAAGGGAAACGUCAUCGAGCUUUACAGCAGUAUCAUCCGCUGUAUAAUCUCCCUCUUCAAAGUGGACAGCCUAGCUCAGGAAACCUCAGCUGGUGUGCUGAAGGACCUCAUGAACAUUCUGAUCACCUUAUUGUUGGAUUCUCCAGCUGAAGACCUUCCGGAGGUGCAGGAAGUCACCCAGUCCAUCAGUCUCCUGAUGACCAUGGUGCUGGAGAGAUCUGACCAGACAAGAAUACUCAGCUCUUUGCUGGCCCUCCUUUGUGAGAGUUUGUUAUCCUCCAACAAUCUUCCAGCCUUUUCAGAAGUGGUAGCCAAGUGUACAUGGAAAACUGCUAGACUCCUUCCACAGACUAUUGGUAGUAUCAAUUUGGGCCAGAUCUUGCUGGAUGUCCACAUCUUCAUGAAGGCUUUCCCUGAGGAGAAACUGAAGCAGUACCAAAGUCAUAUACCACUCCGGGCACUGAAUACUCUGCUGCACACCCUCUGCAAGCUGAAGGGUUCAGAGAUUUUGGAUCACCUCACGUUGAUAGAGGACAGAGAUGAGUCUGAGUUGAAGGCCUAUCUGGGGAAGAUGAUAAGACACUCUGCAGAGCAGGACACAGUGGACAGCAAAAAAGAGUAUUCUGGGCCAGCUGAGGACAAAGUCAACACCACUCUGGUGGACAUUUUCAAGAAGAUCAACUGCAAAGAGACUGCCAGAGCAGGCCUUGAAGAGCUAUAUGAGCAUAAGAAGGAAUAUCCUGAGACCGACUUAGAGCCAUUCUUGAAAAACUGCUCCCUGCUCUUUCGCAGUUAUGUCAAGCAUGGCUUGGCAGUGAUGAGGCUGGAGAGAGAGAAGGCAAACAGAGUAGAUGAUUUCUUGUAA